AUGCCCUUACAAGCGAUGUUAGGACACAAUAUACGAGCGAGAACUGUUCGAGGUUCGAGCCAUAAGGUAAAACCUACAUGUGGGAGGCCGAGGCCAUUGGGACUUAGCUUCGAAAAGAAAUGGGGAGAUUAGUAUUUUUGCGGCGGUUACUUUGGGAUAAUGAAGUAGGUAGGGCCUAAAGGAGGAUUGGCCGAGAAGGACAUGAACGAUGUCGAAGGUCAGAAAGUUAUGUUUGCCAACCAAAUGGAUAUAGACGAAGAAGAGGUUGCUAUCUACUUCAAUGAUAGUAGCGAUACCUACCACUUUUAGUAUUUUUGUCAAUUCACCUUUGGUUCCAAAAAUACUUCUACAUAUUGCAAACCGCAAACACAAAAAAAUUCUCCUAAUGAGUUAUUUUUGAUGGACCCUCUUCAUUUCCCUAAUGGUCUUUGCUUAAGCAAAAAUGGUUCGUUCGUGCUUUCAUGUGAGGUCCCAACACAAGUUUUGCAUCGGUAUUGGGCCAAGGGACCAAAAGCCGGGACCCGUGACAUAUUCGCGAACCUCACUGGCAACGCUAGUAGCCUAUUAACUUUAAUUAGGACCGAGACAGGGGAUUUCUCGGUUACCUUGCAUUCCAAGAAAACUCCAUUUUCUAGGUUAUCCGUGAUCCACCUCAUCGAUUUGAAAAUUCUUCACUAAGACGUUGAAGAUGGGGCUGUUUCACGCGUGAAACUUUUCGGCAAUACCGGAGAGCUUAUGGAGAUUAUUGAGGAUAGUGAAAGGAAGAAUAUGAAGUUUAUAAGUGAGGUUCAAGAAAGAGAUGAUAGGCUCUGGUUUGGGUUCUCGACCGUCAGUGAUUUUAACGGUGACAUUAUUAAAAAACUUCACAAGAAAUCCGGAAUUGGUGAGUCUAAGGACCGGCCUGCGCAGUCGGCUAAGCAGGAUUAG
This is a messenger RNA of Camelina sativa (false flax), 927 nucleotides long. RefSeq names its product protein STRICTOSIDINE SYNTHASE-LIKE 1. Gene Ontology annotation, cellular component: endomembrane system. Gene Ontology annotation, molecular function: hydrolase activity. Lineage: Eukaryota; Viridiplantae; Streptophyta; Magnoliopsida; Brassicales; Brassicaceae. The record is from RefSeq and is a predicted model, not a curated record.